Molecule: messenger RNA, 7690 nt
Organism: Nyctereutes procyonoides (raccoon dog)
Lineage: Eukaryota; Metazoa; Chordata; Mammalia; Carnivora; Canidae
Product: immunity-related GTPase family M protein 1-like
Exons: 4
Coding region: 3886-5124 (412 amino acids)
Biological process (GO): cellular response to interferon-beta; defense response
Cellular component (GO): endoplasmic reticulum membrane
Molecular function (GO): GTPase activity; GTP binding
Source: RefSeq, a predicted model, not a curated record
GCUCCUCAAACACAGUUUAGACAUUGCAAGUGACAGCUCUUUAAUCUCUGCAGAGUGACCAAACCAGCACACAGGACCUGUUCCAGUGCAAGGCCAGUCUGUGCAGAGGAGUGUUUCUGCCCUGGGCUGCAGGGAGCACUUCAUCCAGGCUCUGCAUUUCCUGCCCUGCCAGGGGACACAUUCAGAGCUCAACCCUGACACCAGAAGUCUCUUUUCUUUCAGGAGCUGGGACAUCAGAGAAAUACUCCAUCUGACAUACAGAGACAAUCACUGCUAUGAUGGGAGAAAGACUGAGAAAUCAUUCAGAGAGGAAGCAGAAGACAAGAGCCUGAAAUUCCAGGCUCUUCCUAGGACACCCCAACCCAACACAAUUCCAUUCCUUCCUUACAGAGUAUCCUGGAUCUGAAACCAGUUUUGGAUGGUCCCAGAUGAAACUGUCUCUGCUUAAUGGCUGGACCCCCCCCACCCUGCCCAUGAUGGGUAAUUUCCAGGAAGACCACUGAUUUCUGCAUGAUCACAGUCACUUGCUGCUUCUUGCAGCAGGAAAGUGAGAGAGCUCCUACUGUUCAGCUUGGCUAAUAAGGCUGCUAGUGUGAAGACAUGAAAGGUGGAGUCUGAGUCCAGGGCAGGAGAGCUUGGGAACUGGUUUAUCCAUUUCAGUGAAUAUUCACAGCAGGGCUCCUCUCUAGCAUUCUUCAGGGACAAAACUUGGCACCCGAACUCUUUGUCUGCUUCAAACCCAUUCAGCCCUCCAGUAUGGCGGCAAUGAGCCUACCACCUCUAGGUUCAUAGCAUUGAGGGUCUUCUGAUGGGGAUAGGGUUGGAAAAUGACAGCAAGUUUUGCCAUUCAUAUUCUCAUAGAAUCUAAGUAGGAUGUAAGACAAUGACAAUUUCUAGGGUAACCUGGGAUUGGGACAGUCUGUUUGGAGCACCAGCUGGACCUUCUGUGGGUUAGGGACUGGGGGUGGGGUUUCAGGGACAAGCUGCCUAACAGACCUUAGACAACGUAUAACAAUGCACAUGUAUAUCUGCGUUGGAGAAACUGUCCCUGUUGCUGGACACAGAUGAAGUCAGUGAAGUGGACUCUUGAAUACUCUCUUCCUAGACAGGUUCUUUUGUACUUCAUGCCCAUUGGUGAUUAUUAAACUUUCCUAGAACAAAUCAAUAUGUAGAUUUUUCCCUUCCUUAUGAUGAUAAAAUGGGGGAAAUGUGGGUCUUGGUCCACAUUGGGUUCAAAAUCACAGAAGUCCUUGCUACCUUGGAUUUCUAGUCUGGUCCAUGGUUGAUCCCUGCUUCAUGGCUCAAGAUGAUUGGGCAUGGCAUGAACUCUAAAGGAUCCUGCAUGGGAAAUCCACUAAUGAAUGCUUUUCAUUCUGCUUCUUAGUUUAUGAAGUCUAUUAGGUCCAUUUUAACAAGAGUUCAAAAAAGUUACCCAAAGGAAUAGAAUACAAUAGAUUAAAAUGAAGGGAAGGCAAACUGUUGGUAAACUCUUUCUUCAGGUGUAUGCAUGUGUGUUGAGUAUGUACUUAGUUCUUAUGUGGAAUGCAUCUCUCACUGCCGGUGUCCUUCAGAAAACUUUGAAAGAUCUGCAUAUAAGGUCUGAUUAUCUUUGCAAGCACAACUGCUGAGCUCCCUCCAUAAAGGCCUAUGUAUUUUUGCUCAGGGACUUUCAAACUCUGUUUGGAGAGGGAAGAUCAGAGGCACAACAUGAGUAGGAUCUACAGAAAGGGACAUUGGGCUUGCAUUGGGCUGGUCUUGGCUUCUCAACUUCUGGGUCAGUAAUCUGAGCCUCAUGUCCUACAGACACAUGUGCACUGACCAUUCCUGGAAGACUUGCAAAUUCUCAUGGAGUUACCCUUGUCCCAGCCUGGCCUGGCACUGUCACAUGGACAUAGUACUGCCUAAAAGGAUUCUGAGAGGAUCCCAUGUGCAAGGUUGUAUAGAAUCAGGUGCAAGACAGGAACCAGAUGAGCAGGUAGUGGGGGACAGGGAGCUGUGGUUAGUGCUAUGGGGCCUCAGUCACCCCUCCAAUAGAGUCUAGCACAGGUGCUUAGGUGAGCAGAUAUGUGAAAAGUCCAUAGUUGGGUCAGAUACGGUCAGAAAUAGUCUGGAACAGGGUAGGUUUAUGCUCACCUCCCACACCUACUUUGGGAUGGGGGGAGGUCAUACUUUUCCCCAGCCUCUACUUGUUUUCCAAAGGGCUGUGGCAGAACUGGCUACAACAUUUCAGAUGACAGAUUAAGGAAGAAAAGUUAAUUUAUCCAUCAGCCAGUAAGUGGGAGAUAUGCAAUGGUUGUGCAUAUUCAUCUAAUAGAAAUGUGUCCCACACCUGUGGCCACUAGGCAGAGCCUAGGGAAUUAUUUACUGUAAGUACCAAGACCUGCAUAUAUAUUAUUAUGAUAUCAGGUAUUUAACAUGGGAUAGCACAGUACUUUCAGGGACUUUAACUUUUUGAAGAGAGCAGGGUUUUUUUUUUUUUUUUAAUUGAUCUAACACACAAGAAGUUAAGGUGAGACGGGUACAUAUGGAGGUUGUGAUGGGGUUUAGACAAACCAGGGAAAGGAUUGAAGGGCUCUAGCUCAGUUCUUAUGUUUUAGCUCUCCUAGGCCUCAAAGGACCUCUGAUAAGGACAUCUAGCCUUCCCCAUCCCAUAGUAGGGGCAAACUUACAGGUAAGCAGAAUCCAUACCUUUGUCCCAUACUCAGGAGCAGAAGAAAGCCCUUCAUACAAUCAAGUCAGUGAGCCUGGAAUUCACGAAGGAGAUUGUUUCCCUGGAGCCAUGAUGACAGUUCAGGCUUCCAGGAACCUCUAUGUACCCCAUAAAUAAGAUUCCAGGUUGUUCUGAAUAAUAGUCAAGAGAGCCCUUAAAGAAGGCUUUGAGUACAAGGUCAAAGGAGGGCUAAUCUUAGAUAUUCUCAUUCCAGACUGUUCCUUCAGCUUGAGCCAGCCCAGAGCUCCAUCUUUCUGACUUCUAUCCAGCUUUGGCCAUAUGUGCUUUGCCCAACCACCAUGUCAUUCACACCCUCACUUGCCUCAGGGCAUGUCCACUCCUUGCAGGAGGAGGCACCAUCCUUGUUGACUAUUGCUCUUCUCUUGGUGAAGGACCCUGAAGACUUUGUGGGCACAGGCCUCGGAAGAUUCUGGUCCCUAAGCAGAUGUGAUGGUGAUCUCAUCAUAAUCCAUCAGCUUCCUUCCCUCUGAACUCCCAGCAUCUCCUGAUCAUUUCAUUAGGGAUCUGUCUCCCAAUGGGUCAAGUUCACUGCAACAUUUUCUGAGAAGUGGGAACACAUUGUGGGUUUUCCCUUCACACUUGGAAAUCAGUGAGUUUUCUGUAAUGUGUAGUGAGGAUGGGAGUUGAGAGAGGACUGUGAUUUCCAUUCUCUCCACAAAUUAGUAAGGGUGUAUCCAGGAAGAAGUAAAUGGCAGUUAACAGCAACAAAUGGACCCACAUCCCCAAGAGAAGCAUCUUAGCAUCCAGCCAUUCCUUGGCUUCUGGAACUGGAGAUUCAGCAUUAAGUAGGAUCAUCCUCCCCUCCUGUCCAGACAGAAACAGAGAAUCACACUGUGGGUUUAAAUCUUGGAUCCCAGGUCAUUGCUAUGCCAUUUAAGGCUUGUUUCUCAUCUGUGAGACACUGUUUCUUCAUCUGUGACCAGGAAUAAUACUAUUUCUUGUCUAACAGAGCUUGGAGAAGAUUAAUCAAGAAAAGGCAUGCAGAAGAUCCUGCCCAGACAGACUCACAGAUCAGAUCUUCAUACACUGCAGUAAGAGUUGGAGGGAGUAAGAAGAACCAGAGAAAAGUCUUCCUCAGAGGUCCUAAUAAGACCAGAGAGGAUUCACCAAGAGGUUACUGGGAGGCCUGGCCAGAGCUCCACUCAGACCUUAGCAUGAAAUCCUCACUGGAGACAUGUGAGGUCACUCCACUGCUCAGCGAUGUGACACAGCCCACCCACUCUCUUCACACACCAUUACUUACAACCUCCAACUAUGAUAUGCCAUACAAUAUGGGCUGGAGUAGCUUAUCUAAGGAGACUGCCAUAAACAUUGAAAAGGCCUUGGGAGGAAGGAAGUUGCUGGAGGUGGUCCCUAUGGUCAGGGAGACCCUGGAGAGAGCAUCCAGUGUCCCACUGAGAAUUGCUGUGACUGGGGACUCUGGCAAUGGCAUGUCUUCUUUCAUCAAUGCACUGCGGGGAAUUGGGCAUGAUGAGGAGGAUUCAGCUCCCACAGGGGUAGUAAGAACCACCCAGAUUCCCACUUGCUACUCUUACCCCCACUUUCCCAAUGUGGAGCUGUGGGACCUACCUGGAACAGGGGCAGGCACCCAAAGUCUGGAGAACUACCUGGAGGAGAUGAAAUUUAGCCGGUAUGACCUCUUCAUCAUUAUUGCAUCUGAACAGUUCAGCAUGAAUCUUGUGAAGCUUGCCAAGGCCAUCCAGGUCCUGGGAAAGAGAUUCUACAUUGUCUGGACCAAGCUGGACAGGGACCUCAGCACAAGUGCUCUCUUGAAAAAACGUCUCCUGCAGAAUAUUCGGGAGAAUAUUCAGGAAAAUCUCCAGAAGGAGAGGGUUUUCAAACCCAUCAUAUUCCUGGUCUCCAGCUUUGAGCCCUUAUUGCAUGACUUCCCAGAGCUUAGGAACAUCUUGAACAGGGACAUUUCUGAUAUCAGGUACUGUGGUCCCCUAAAGAAUCUGUCCCACACUUAUGAGAAGGUCAUUAGUGACAAAGUGACCAUGUUCAGGGGGAAAAUAGCCUCAAAGUCUUUUGAUACCCUUGGCAUUUGGAAUGCAGAUGAUCUUGGGGAGUGUCUGAUAGUCUACCACUUGCUCUUUGGUGUGGAUGAUGAGUCUCUCCAACAGAUAGCUCAGAGUAUGGGGAAACCCAUGGAGGAGUACAGGGCCAUUAUGAAGUCUUGGGAUCUGUACACUAUCAUUAGAGGGGACUGGGCAGUAUCUUGCAUGAAUUGUAAUACAUCCUCUUGCUUAUAUACAAUUCUGAGGUACAUCCCACUGUUAGGUGACUUUAUUAUCAACUUUCUGAGAAAGUGGAAACACAGACGCCUCCUGGAAAUAGUUGCUGAGGACACCAGAACCAUCUUGAAGAAAAUCCUGAAAGACUCCAUCAUCUGAAGAGUUGAUGUCAUCAGGAACCUUCUAGAGGGAAGUCAGAACAUCUGGUAUCCUCUCCUCACACUGUACCCUUUCUGAAUUUCCAAUCAAGAUCAGUUACUUCCACUUUUAUCAAAUCUAAGUUUCUUGAGGUAAAUGAGCUGACUUGCUCAUUUUGAACCCAUGUCAUGAAAUUCCCAAAUAUGUUCUACUUCUUGCCAUUUGUUAAAUGAGUCUGGAUCCAAAGGUGGAAGAAAAGAUUUGCUCAGUGUGACACACAGUCUUAUUGUGACAUCCACCCUUAACGCCAUUUAUCUGACACCCAUGUUCUUUCACCUCUCACCUCACAUUCUGUGGACUCAUACAAUCUUGACCUGCCCCUAGGUCAGUGGUAGACACUCUAAAAUGGCCUCCAACAUUUUCUCCUGUUUUUAGGGCUAUGUUUAAUCCCUUCCUCUAGAAUGACUAAUAGAAUAUGACAGCAAUAAUAAAAUGUUCAUAAAUUCCAAAAUUUUGUUAUGAAAAGUCUGCAGCUCUGUCUUAUAAACACUCUGCUCACUGGCUCUCUCUUGCUCCUGCUCCAGCUCUCUGUCUCCCUCCUACUCUCCCUCUCCUUUUUUCCUCUCUCUGCCUAGAAACCAUAGAAAGUUUAUACUAACCUGCUGGAGAGGCUCUGAAGCAUCAGAGGAAGCCUGCACUAACUGCCAGCCAUGUAAAUAAGUCAUCUUGGGAGCAAAUCCUUCAGCCCCAGCAAGAUUUCAGAAGAUGCAACUCAGCUGAUAGCUUGACUACCACCUCAGGAGAGACCCUUAUCCAGACCUACACAACUAAAACUGCUCCUAGAUUACUGACCCCCAGAAACUGUCAGCAAAUAAACACUAGUUUUAAGUCACUAAGUUUCAGAGUAUUUGUUCCACAGUAGCAGAAAAAACAAUACCAACAAGAAGCUCCUUACAGAACUAGUAGUUGUGAGUGACCUCUUCCCUCUGUGAUUCUCACUCCUGCAUGGACCCAGCACAAAGGAGCUGUACCCUCUCCAAUCACAGCCCUUCCCUCCUUGGCCUCUGGAUGUGCAUUUCCCUGCGUUCGACUGAAGGACCAGCUGCUGUCAACAUUCACAGGUCAUUUCAUCAAGCCUCAGUCCACACAGAGUCAUCCUAUUUGGGGCUCUAUAUUUAAGAAGAAAAAGCAGGGAAAAAAAAGAAGUAGCUAGACAAAGCAAUGCUCAGUGGUGAGAAAGAGAGGAAAUGACAGUAGAAUGGGACUACUCCCCUGAGGAAGAGCAGGCUAGUGAUCUCUCUGAAGGUGUUCUAUACAAUACUUUUAAAUUCUCAUUCUCACUUGCACUAGUUGCUGUCCCAACCUGGAGCACAGGGCUCACUCUUAUCUGUCCAUUAUGUUGGUGGUGCCGGUGCUUCUUGGAUUUCCUCUUGCCUGGUCAUUUACAUUGAGUCCAUUCUCAAAAUGAGAAAAAAGUUCUCUGUGUGGUAUACUUUCUGAGUCUUCACGUUUUGAAUUAAUGCCUUUAUUUUAUGAUCACUGUCAAUAGUUUAACUGAGUUCUGAAUUCUAGAUACAACAACAUUUUCUCUUAGAACUCUAAAGAUCUAUCUUCUUAAAGCAUGCCUUGUUGCCAGUAAAAAGCCCAAUUCCAAUUCCAUACUCAUUCCUUGGAUGGUAACCUGUUUGUCUCCAGGGAAAAUUCAUCCCUAGGGUUCAGUGGUAUCACCGGGCACUAGUGACCUGGAGUACUUCCACUUACCACUCAGUAUUCAGAAGGCUCUUUAAAAGACAACUGACGUGAAAGGACAUGGAGGAAACUGAAAUGCAUAUUACCAAGUGAGAGAAACAAAUCUGGAAAGGAUAAAUACUGCACAAUUCCAAAGGCAUAACAUUCUAAAAAAGGCAAAACUGUAGAGUCAAUAAAAAGACCAGUGGUUCCCAAGUGUUCAGAGGAGGUAGGGAUAAGUUGAUGGAGCAUAGAGGCCAGUGAAACCAGUCUGUGUGAUAUGACAAUGGUGGAUCAGUGGUGGAUAAAUUAUACUUUUGUCAUAGCACCAAGAGUGACCCCAAUGUAAACCAUGGAUGUGGAGGGAGAAAGAUGGAUCAGUUUGGGUUCAUGAAUUGUACAAUGAAUGAUGUGAGUUGUUGAUAGUGGGGGCUAUAGGUGUGUGAGGGCAGGGGAUACAUGGGAACCCUCUGUACCUUCUGCUCCAUUUUGCCGUGACAGUAAAACUGUUUUGAGAUAUAGUCUAUUGAAAAAGAUAAUGUCUGCUGACAUCAUUCUUCACCCUUGGUUUUGUCCUUUAUUGCAUUUUCUAAGUGUUACAUGUAUUCAGCUGCUCAUUACAGUAGAAUAUAUAUGAUACUACUUACACACAUACAUAUACACAAUGUAAAGCAAAAUGUAAAUACCUAUGAACUCAGCUCCCAAAUUUAAAGCUAGAAUGUUUCUUAUAUCAUUGAAUGUUUCCACCCACUUCACCCCAUAUCCUGUCUCUCUGCAUCUCUUCUCAGACAUACAGCACCUUCAAAUUUUGUUUUUAACAUGUUUUUUUUUUUAACAUUUUUUGCUUCCUUCAGUUUUU